Triplophysa dalaica is the source of this 4793-nucleotide messenger RNA. It is a transcript of the gene brip1, whose product is annotated as BRCA1 interacting helicase 1. The record is from RefSeq and is a predicted model, not a curated record. The coding region runs from base 165 to 4385 and encodes 1406 amino acids. Gene Ontology annotation, molecular function: ATP binding; DNA binding; DNA helicase activity. Gene Ontology annotation, cellular component: nucleus. The transcript has 24 exons. Gene Ontology annotation, biological process: nucleotide-excision repair; double-strand break repair involved in meiotic recombination. Lineage: Eukaryota; Metazoa; Chordata; Actinopteri; Cypriniformes; Nemacheilidae.
GUCCUGUGUUCCGCUGCAAGGCGGGAGUUUCAUUUUCCAGUUUCAUUUAUGUUUACACUGAUUAUAACAUACAAUAAUGAAACCUUUCUUUGCCAAGUAACCUGUUUGUCAUCUUCUAUUUUACGAACGUUAUCAGGAUUUCCCGGGAACACAGAAACGGAACUAUGGCUGCAGCCCCAGUGGAGUACACCAUAGGUGGAGUAAAAAUAAACUUCCCAUGCAAAGCUUAUCCCUCUCAGCUGGCCAUGAUGAACUCGAUCAUUCGUGGGCUUAACCAUGGCCAGCACUGUCUGCUGGAGAGUCCUACUGGCAGCGGGAAAAGUCUUGCUCUUUUGUGUUCAGCCCUUGCGUGGCAGCAAUCCCAGUUUGCUAAGGAGCAGGAUCCAAGUAUUGGCUCAAGUGACUGUAAGAAACCAGAAGUGGCAACUCCAUGUCAGUGUGUGUGCCAUAACCGAGAUGCUCAUCCCUCUUCCAGCACUGUGGAAUCAGAACCCACUUUGGGUAAUCCGAUCGGUGAAGGUACUUCUGUUGACGCUACAACCCCUGUUUCAAAAGGAGUCAAUGGUGACCAGCCAAAAAGGUCCACAUUGUCUUCCCGUCUCUCUGAGAAACUUCAAGCCUCCAUUACCACUGACAGAGAACAAGAUGAUGAUUUUCAAACUGACAAGAAGCGCCUUCGCACACCGACAACAGAGCAAAAGAGUAGUAAACGGAGAUGUCUUGAGCGAGGGGUGAUUUUUAUUGAUGAUGAUGAUGAAGAGGAGGAUCUGGAGAGACCUGGGGCUGGAGCACAAAGGACCAUGGAACAUCCACAGUGUUGUUCUCCCGUGUCUUGUUCUUUCUGUCCUUGUGGCAACCUCAAAGCAGGACAGAAAACGGUUGAAAAGACCAAGGACAACGAAAAAGACAAAGAGGGAGGCGGAAGGAAAACGAUUCCAAAGAUCUUCUUCGGCACACGCACUCAUAAGCAGAUCACACAGAUCGCGCGGGAGCUAAAGCGAACAAUGUACUCCAGCGUGGCCAUGACUAUCCUCUCUAGUCGUGACCACACUUGCGUGCAUCCCGAAGUGGUACCUCAUGCCAAUCGCAACGAGCGCUGCAAGGAGCUGCUGGAGGCCAAGAAUGGCUUGUCAUGCCAGUACUACCGUAAUGUGCAUAAAAUGCGAGAUCAGCACUCAUUGCAGUGGGUUCAUGGGCUGCACCAGGCCUGGGACAUUGAGGAUCUGGUGAGUCUCGGCGGUAAACUUCGCUCCUGUGCAUACUUCGCUGCUCGGGAACUCAUGCAGGAUGCCUUGAUUGUGUUCUGUCCCUACAACUAUCUUCUGGACCCCCUCAUCCGUGAGAGUUUGGAAAUUAAUCUGAAGGAGCAGAUUGUAGUGCUGGAUGAGGCUCAUAACAUUGAGGACUGUGCCCGUGAGAGUGCCAGUUUUACUUUGAAUCACGCCCAACUACUUCUGGCACGAGAUGAGAUCGAAGGAAUGGUGACGCACAAUAUUCGUCGAGAUCAGCACACGCCUCUGCUGGCCUUCUGCUGCAGCCUUGCCAAUUGGGUGCAGGAAAGCUCCAGUGGCUUGGAAGAGCGUGAGUAUGAGUCUUCUUGUAAGGUCUGGACAGGGACAGAGACUCUUGGUAUCUUCCAUGGCUUAGGCAUCACUGCAGACACCUUCUCAUUGCUGCAGAAAAACCUUGCAGCAGUGCUGGAGAAGGAGGAGCGAAUUGGGCUAGUGAAAGGAAGAGAGGAGUUUGUGCAGGUUCCCACCAUCAGCUCCAACACUCAGUCAAUGCUCAAAAGCCUUUUUAUGGUGCUGGAGUUCCUUUUCAGACAUAAUUGCAGAUUUGCAGGUGAUUACCGUGUAGCCCUCCAGCAGAGUUAUAUGUGGACCACCCAGCCAGACCUGCCUGACGCUCAGGGAUUUUUCGCACGGCCCCAACGUCGCCGGCAAAGCACCCGCAAAAAAACCUUGGUGCACACCCUGAGCUUUUGGUGCCUCAACCCUGCCGUGGCGUUCUCAGAUCUGAGCGAAUCAGUGCGAAGUAUUGUGCUGACCUCAGGCACCCUCUCUCCCAUGGGCUCAUUUUCCUCUGAACUGGGCAUCAAGUUCUCCAUCCAGCUGGAGGCCAGUCAUGUCAUCAGCAAGUCACAGGUCUGGGUCGGUACCGUUGGUACAGGGCCUCAGGGUCGAAAGCUAUGUGCCACAUUCCAGCAUGCAGAGACUUUUGCAUUUCAGGAUGAAGUGGGAGCCCUGCUGUUGCAAGUGUGCCACACAGUGAAACGCGGGGUGCUUUGCUUCCUGCCGUCCUACAAGAUGCUGGAUAAACUGAGGGACCGCUGGAUGAACACAGGCCUGUGGGAGAAGCUUGAGGAGCGGAAGACUGUGAUCACGGAGCCACGUGGUGGUGCCAAGGGUGACUUUGAUGAGCUUCUGCAGACCUACUAUAAGGCCAUCGGUGGAACAGCAGCCGAUGGUGGAACUAGAGAUGGAGCUCUGUUGGUCGCUGUCUGCAGAGGGAAGGUGAGCGAGGGCUUAGACUUCACUGAUGACAACGCCAGAGCGGUGGUCACUAUUGGCAUCCCUUUCCCAAAUAUCAAAGAUUUGCAGGUUGAACUUAAAAUGAAAUACAAUGACCAGCAUGCCAAAUCACGAGGGCUUCUGCCUGGUGGUCGCUGGUAUGAGAUUCAAGCAUAUCGGGCGCUAAACCAAGCAUUAGGAAGGUGUAUUAGGCAUAAAAACGACUGGGGGGCGCUGAUUCUGGUUGACGAUCGGUUCAGGGCAAACCCAAACAGAUACAUCACAGGCCUGUCAAAAUGGGUGCGUCAACUAGUGAGGCACCAUGACACCUUCACAGGCGCCAUGCAGUCCUUGGAGUCCUUCUCGCAAUCCCAGCAGGAGGCAGUAGAGACCUUUGAAAAGACGUAUUCUCAUGCUGCCCCCCCAUUGCCCAGCCCCUCACUGGUCAGCUUCACUGCUACCUCACCCCCUCCUGAGAUAAUCGGCCUCCACAAUCUAUCUGACCCAAAGCCAGCACAGCCAAAACCACACACUGAGGUUCAGAAUGCCAACUCUGAGAGUGAUCAAAAGAAUCUCCAGCACCCAUCCAAACCAAUCACUUCACCAGAUAGAGAACGUAAUGUUCAAAGAACAGUGCUGACUCCGGGCCAUCUCUUCUCCUCCACUCCGGUCAGCAGCCCAUUUAGGACCCCUAUCUUUCAGUCGGAACGAUCAAAGAAAGUGGUUUCUCAUGAUGCAAAAUCAUUGGACAAAAAACAGGAAGUUGUUCCAAGACUUCCUGUUGAACCAACGCAACAAACAAGUCAUGCUCCUGACUUAAACGUGAAUGGUCCUCCACCUGAGUGCCAAAAACUCUCUGUGGCUACCUCCAAGCAGGACACCAGUGGAACUGAUCUUGAAGACAUAGAGGAAGAUGAACAGAGCAUCUUCUACAGUCCUGAGCUGUUUGAAGGAAACGAGGAGGAGAAGGAGGAAAAGCCUGUUACAGAGGUGGAGAAAAUUCCUCUGAAUACACAAGUCAACGACAGUCCCGCUAAUAGCAAAGCUGAAGUAUUUUCUGAGGAAUUCUUUGGCUCAGAGCAGGCCAGGAGGACAUUGUCCAAAGACCUUUUAAGCAGCGCAGUCCCAGACGAUCCAUUAUUUCAGCGUAAUUUAGAGCAGACAGACAGCUCUAGUGCAGAGUUUGAGAAUGGGCCUUCCUUUCUAAAGGGUUCCAGCAGUAGCCUGUCACAUAGGCUCUCCAGAUCUAGACAGAAAAGGCCCAGCAUGCCAGGAACAUCAGCAGGUCAGAGUUCAGACGUCCUGGUAAGGUUCAGGGAGACAGUGCCAUUCAAGACCCAAGCUGAACGUCUACAGUUAGAUCAUGGAAACACCAGAUCAAGGCCUCCGGAGUCAGUCAAACAAAACCUUAGGCAGAAAAUGAGAGGCCAUGGCCUGAGCAAGACUAAGACAUGGAGGAAUGAGAGACUGAAAAUAGAUGUCGCUGAGGCCUCUGAACUUCAAAAUAGUAGUGAUGUAGAAAAUGUAGUUUUAAGACCACAAUACAGCCAUGCUCGAGCACAUCCAGCGCUAGUGUCAAUGAAGCGGCAGAAACUUAGAAAAACAGUUCAGCCCCUAGCCCAGAGUCCCUUGGGGAUAUCUCCUGUGGUCUUAACUCCAGAGUUUUUAGAGAACAAAAAGUGCCAAACGGACACUUUUAAAACAUCAAAGCAACCGCAACCAGCUCUGAAUGACAGAUCAGAGAUCAAGAAAACAGGUAUCAAGGUUAUGAGGUCUUACUCAAGAAAGAACCAGCAGCCAAAGAGGCUUAAAAUAGCAUCUGAGACCAGACUUUCCCAAAUACAGAGUGGUUACCCAGUCGAUCUGCCUCUUUAAAUGGACUUCAAUUACACACUUUAUACCAGGGACCUGAGCUGAAGAACAAAGAGCAAAUGAUUUCUGCAGGGUCAGACAUGGAAAUCUCUCUUUAUCUGUCUGUUGUGGUAAUUUCUGAGGAUGCCUCUCUCGGAUAGAAUAACAUUCUGAUUCAAAGACCAUAUUUUUUACACACAUAUAUAUAUAUAUAUAUCAGCUGGGAUUCUCAACUGUGUUUCCUUUGAAAUCGUAUGUUGUGAUAAAAAAAUGGUUUGAUUUGUGGUUUUCUGGAAAUUGAGAAAAACGUUAGUGGGUGAUUGGGACAUCUAGUGGUUGUUUCUUAUACUGCAGAAAUACAACUUUCCUUUUCACGUUGACUGAGCGUGCCUCUGACUUGUGUUUAUAUAGUAGGACAGGUUACUUCAAAUU